AUGGCGGCGCUGCUGGUGACGGUGCUGGGGGCGCUGGUGGCCGCGGCCGCGGGGCAGUGCCCCGGCGCGAGCGACCUGCAGGCGGCCGACGGGAGCCGCGCCUGCGCCCUGCUCUACACCGACGACAGCGUCUACUACGACCAGUGCUGCGGCGGCAAGUCCCUGGUGGUGGCUCCCGACUCCGACGUGCCCUACAUGCCGCUGGGCUACUCGGGCCGCAUCUCCUCGCUGGUGGUGGGCACCGGCUGCCAGCUGAACGUGUGGUCGCGCAGCGGCAAGAAGGGCAAGACCAAAACGUUCAAGGCCGGCGCGGUGCCGCGCUUGCAGGAGGUGAAAAAGGGGCUCUUGGGCAACUGGGACAACGCCAUCAGGUCCUACUACUGCACGUGCAGCUGA
This is a messenger RNA of Strigops habroptila (Kakapo), 396 nucleotides long. RefSeq names its product syncollin (gene SYCN). NCBI's taxonomy places the organism in Eukaryota, Metazoa, Chordata, Aves, Psittaciformes, Psittacidae. Bases 1 to 396 code for a protein of 131 amino acids. The record is from RefSeq and is a predicted model, not a curated record. Gene Ontology annotation, biological process: exocytosis. Gene Ontology annotation, cellular component: secretory granule membrane. The transcript has a single exon.